UGAACCACUGUGGUGGACAGUAAACAGAGGGAGGGGACAGCGUCCGGACGUCCGAGAGGCUCCAGCCGUUAAAUCCAUAUCCUGCUGUCGUCAUGACUCUCCAUGUUGAGCUGCUAUCGUUACUGUCAGCAUUGCGGAACAGCAGCUGUGGAGAAAUUCAAAGGCAAACAAAAAGAAGACAAUUUACGAGAGGGAUGACAGAGUUGGAAGUCACGAGUUGGAACACACCCUUCUUUGAACUCGACCUUUAGUUUGUUCUCAGCUGCACACCUGUACAGUUUCAGGAGAGCUACUCGCUCACACAGACAUGUAAUCACCUGCUGAAGUACGUAAAACUGCCUCUGUGGUGAUUUUCAGCAUCCAGACAAACCAGUGUGUUAGGACGCGCCCCUCUCAUCAUCAUUGGGCAGCCCAUGCACACGCACGACACCAUGGGUAGCUCCCCAGAGGUGCUGUCCUGGACUUCCUGCCCCAGUUUGUUGGUGGGCAAGCUGAAGGAGGAGCUCAAGCUCACUGUGGUCGGGGACGCCAUGAAGAAAUCCAACCCGCCCAACUCCCAACCCCAGCCUCCUCAGGCCCCUCCCUCUAACCUACCUCCUCAGAUCAUCACGGACCUGGCGCCGCCAACACACCUGCCCGUCCCCGUGCAGACACUGCAGACGCCCGGCCAGGACGAGGACUCUAUGCUGGGGGGGGCAAGCCCCCCAAACACGGCGCUCAGUGUGGACUCCAUGCGGAGCGACGGCGGGCACUUCGACAACAGCGUGCUGCAGAUACAGGAGCAGGAACAGGAAGAAGCUGGGUCACCGGCAUCCUGUGAGCAUGGGUGUGGCAGUGGGAUGGAGGAACAGAUGGUAGAAGGGGAAUGUCCCAUGCACCAGAGUGGAGAGGGGAGACAGAGCCACCAACAUCACCCGGAUGACAUCAAGCUGCAUUUCCAGAGAGCAGGGCCUGGGUCAGGGGGCUUCUUAGAAGGGCUGUUUGGCUGUCUGCGGCCGGUCUGGAACAUUAUAGGGAAGACGUACUCAACAGAAUACAAGCUACAACAGCAAGAAAUGUGGGAGGUUCCGUUCGAGGAGAUUUCGGAGCUGCAGUGGCUCGGCAGCGGCGCACAGGGAGCGGUCUUCCUGGGCAAAUUACGCUCCGAGGAGGUGGCCAUCAAGAAGGUGCGCGAGCAGAAGGAGACCGACAUUAAACACCUGCGGAAGCUCAAGCAUCCCAACAUCAUCAGCUUUAAGGGCGUCUGCACUCAGGCACCGUGCUACUGCAUCAUCAUGGAGUACUGCGCCCAGGGCCAGCUGUACGAGGUGCUGAGGGCGGGAAGGAAGGUGACCCCCAGGAUGCUGGUGGACUGGGCCUCAGGCAUCGCCAGUGGCAUGAACUACCUACACCUGCACAAGAUCAUCCACAGAGAUCUCAAGUCUCCCAAUGUUUUGGUCACCAGCGACGACACUGUGAAAAUAUCUGACUUCGGAACGUCCAAAGAGCUCAGUGACAAAAGUACCAAGAUGUCAUUUGCGGGUACGGUGGCCUGGAUGGCCCCAGAGGUGAUCAGAAAUGAGCCUGUGUCUGAGAAGGUCGACAUUUGGUCAUUUGGAGUUGUAUUGUGGGAGCUGCUGACUGGUGAGGUUCCCUACAAAGAUGUCGACUCCUCUGCCAUCAUUUGGGGAGUUGGCAGCAACAGUCUUCACCUUCCUGUCCCCUCCACCUGCCCCGAUGGCUUCAAAAUCCUCAUGAAACAAACAUGGCAAGGUAAGCCCAGGAAUCGGCCUUCGUUCCGUCAGAUUCUCCUGCACCUCGACAUCGCCUCCGCUGACAUCCUCGGAACUCCUCAGGAGACCUACUUCAAGUCUCAGUCUGAAUGGAGGGAGGAGGUGAAGAAACAUUUUGAGAAGAUCAAAAGUGAAGGAACCUGCAUCCACAGGCUGGACGAGGAGCUGAUCCGGCGCCGCAGAGAGGAACUCAGACACGCACUGGACAUCCGGGAGCAUUAUGAGAGGAAACUGGAGAGAGCCAACAACCUGUACAUGGAGCUCAGUGCCAUCAUGCUGCAGCUGGAGGUCCGGGAGAAGGAACUAAUGAAGAGAGAGCAGGCAGUGGAGAAGAAAUAUCCCGGGACCUACAAGAGGCAUCUGGUCCGACCCAUCGUCAGGUCCAACGCUGUGGAGAAGCUCAUCAAGAAGAAAGGAAGCAUUUCCCACAAACCCGGGGCUCCCCCCACCAAAAGGCCAGACUUGCUUCGUUCUGAUGGCAUCCCCAGUGUUGACCCUCUCCCCUCCCCCUCGCCGCUGUCUGCCAGCCCAAAGGUCUCCACACCCCCCGGUAAAGCCCGUUACCGGAGCAAGCCUCGUCACCGCCGCGCCAACAGCAAAGGAAGCCACAGCGAGUUCCCCGGCGUGCUGAGGCCUGUGGCCGGGGCCCUGGAAGACACCCGGUCUCUCCAGGCGCAGCCGUUCCACCAUCUCCACCACCACCACCUCCUACCAAAUAAGGGGCCCUUACUUCCCUUGAAGGGCCGCGAGCAGGCUGUUGUCAACUGUGCCAACAACCUGCGCUACUUUGGCCCCGCCGCUCCCCUGCGCAGCCCUCAGACGGACCACCUGCAGCGUCUUGUGUCUGGAUCCGGCCCCGACCUCAUUUCCACUGCUGUGGAUGCAGACACGCGACAACGGACUUCAUCCACUGGCUCCGAUCCUGUCUCGGGUGCUGCCGCCAGUUCCUUGUGCCCCUGCUGCCAGGCACACCCCUUCCCUGGCUGCCUGCACUGUCAGGAGACCCCGCCUGCCUCCAGCAACCCAGAGCUACCUAACUACUCGCUGCUCGGCACCCAAGAAAGGACCCAGUCUUCUUUAGGGGCUCCCAGCAAGGAUCCAGCCUCGGACGGGGGGGCCUCAAAGAAGACCGAGCUACAGGAACAGGAGGCGUCCCAACACACACACACUCUGCCCAGUGCCCUGCCACACAACCUCAGACCGCUCAGGAAGGGUGAUGAGUCAUCUGAAGAGGAGGAGGGAGAGGUGGAUAGUGAAGUGGAGUUUCCAAGGAGACCAAGGCCUCAUCGCUGUAUGAGCAGCUUCCAGUCCUACUCCACCUUCAGCUCAGAGAACCUGUCGGUGUCCGACGGAGACGAGGGAAACACCAGCGACCGCUCCCACAGCGGGCCCCUGGAGAGGAUGAGCGCCAGUCAGGAGGAGCACCUGGACGAGCUGCUGUCCCACACACCGGACAUCCCCAUCGACAUCUCCACCCAGUCGGACGGCCUCUCUGACAAGGAGUGCGCUGUCCGCAGGGUCAAGACACAGAUCAGCUUGGGAAAACUGUGCUCAGAUGAACACAGCUACGAGAAUCCCCUGCAGUUUGGAGACUCAGACUGCGAUACGUCAGAAGCAGAGUGCUCCGACGCCACCAUCAGGAACAACAAAGCCGGGGCUCCUUCCUCGUGGUGAACACACGCCCCCCCCCCCCCCCUCCCCCCGGGGGCUCCGUUCUGUUUUUUGCCUGGAGGCCGCAGCGUCCCACUCUGCACCGAAGAAAAUAGCAAUAAAAGGACGACCUUGUAAACAUAGCUCCCUAUAGCAAAGCCCCAUGCAACCUCUCCCAGAGGCUCCCCCAAGCCCUUCCCUUCAUGAGCCCCACUCCCCCUCCUCAUCUCUAGCACAGCAUCCAGGCAAACCCAUGGCAGGGAUUCCCUUUUGAAUGAUACUGUACAGUAGAUAGUGUAACAUUCAUAAUUUAUUUUUGUCUUAGUUUUGAAGGAAAAUUCAGGAUCUCGGUACGUUCUCUGAUCCCAACAGAGAAAUAAAACUGACAUUUUGAGUGUGUGUGAGGGAGAGACUGGAUGAAGAUGCAGGUGAGGAUGAUGAGAAGGAUUAUGUUCUGAUCUAUCCGAGGCUGACAGCUGUGGGACGUUACAUCAUCGCGAUAGUCAGUCUCUGCACGUCUUUACACGUCCUCUGAUGUGGCCGCAGUCAGCAUCUUACUGCUUUAGACCCCAAACAACCAGGCCCUCUCUCAUACGACUGUCCAACUUACCUGCUUCAUCGUGACUUUACAGUACAGAGGCCCAGUGCCCUGCCUCAUUCCCACUUCCAUCCUGUACCCAACCAGGGCACAGGGGGCUCAUGAUAAAAAGCUUGAACACCAGCAUGAAACAACCUGCCUCGCAAACAGGACUUCUCCUCCUCCUCCUCCUCCUCCUCCUCCUCCUCCUCCUCCUCCUCCUCCUCCUCCUCCCUAAAACCAACAUUUGUGCAGACCCCACCACCCGCUGAACAGUCCAAGCAUGUCCAUGCAGCUCGCUAUACGCAAAACGCUGCCAGAAGACUGCAUGACGUGGACGAGCUAGCAGACCAACGGGGGGGGAUGAAGACUCGCAUGACAGCAGAUCAAAAAAAUAAAAGAAGAGACUCUCCCUCUCUGCCCUUGCUCAUCCCUCUCUCCAAGACACGCCAUCGUCAUCAUCAUCAAUCAGAUGUCAUGACCGGAGAUAUCGAGGGCGUUAUCAGCGUGCGUGUGUGAUUGGGUUCACGCAGCCCUCCCCUUGCCAUUACUCAUCACAGUUUCAAGUCUCAUCUCAGGAUCGUUGGAGGAUUUGAGAAACCAGACUGGACCAAUUAUUGUACGUAGGAAUGUUCUCCGAGCGGCUCGUAUAAUGGACCAUGCAGGAAUAUUCAAAAUAACGGUCUUACAGAUAGCCUCGAUGUUCAACUCUAUAUUGCUGGACAUUAAUGAUAUAAUAGAAAUGUAGUGUUUUAGUCGCAAUCCAGAUGCGGUAUCCCCAUUUCUUGAAAAUCAAGCGGUGUAGCGUCUCCCAUGUACCAUUUCCCAGCAGGAUUGUUCACAGCAUCGUAUGCGUAGUGUCUGAAAGAGGCAAAAAAACUAUGAUGUGCUGUGUUGACUAAAACAGCAAUAACACGAGUUGGUGCUCAGGUGUGAGAAAAAGUUGUGCUCACUCAGGACUUUGGGUCGUCUAGCUGGCUAGACACAACACAGUGGCUGUUGGCUAGAGGAGAGCAGCGUGUGUCAAACUGUUUAUUAUAGAUGGUAUAUUUUUAGAUUGACCCAUUUUUUUGUGAACUCACCUCUCCAGCGCUCAAUGCUCAGGGUUCAAUGUUGGUAGUAGAGAGCAGGAGCGAUUCCAUCAGCAGCCACUAGAUGGCGACAUCUGCAAUGACCUAGUUUGCCUUGUGUUAUGGCUUUUCGUUCCUUUUUCCUACCCAAGGUAAUUUCCCCAUCUAAAUCCCAUUAAUAUUAGGUUUUUCGUGCGGUUGCUAUUGAAAGGGGAUACUGCAUCUGUGAGAGCUUUAUUUUUUAGCCCCGUCUGAGAGUUUUUCAUUCACCCUAAUGAUUUUGCUCGUAGAAAAAUAGCCAGCCAGGGUUGAAUUUUAACGAAAACGAUGUCAAGAAUGCUCAAGUGUAUGCAGACAGCUGAGAUUCUACAUAAGGAAUACAAGCCAGAGACAAGGCCAGAGAGCAAUGAAAGCUCUUGGUUUUCAACGACCUCAUCUCAGUAUUAUUGUAUAUAAACACCUAUAUGUAAAUGUUAUGUGACCUGUUUUCUGUCCUCUCUCUCUCUUCAACGUAUGUAUCGCACAGCUCGGACCGAGCCUGUCGCCGACGACCAGCAGACUGGUUGAAUAUGAGCAGGAAGUUCUUUAAUCUGUAUCACAUCAGUAUUGAGCAUUUCGAGGGGGGGGGGUGGGGGGGUGGGUUACAAACCGAGUAGCACAAGGUGAAUCUAAACCUGUACAGAUGGAUAAAUUAGUUUUUUGUGAGUGGGAGCUUUGUAAAGGCUCAGCCCUGGUGCGGAGAACAGCUGCUGCCGUUCCUCAAGCCUCCUUUAACCUUCUUCAUCCUGUUUACGUUUGUGUGAAAUAACCUAGUGUGAAGUAAUGACUGGGUAAAUCUGAUCAAGCUGUUAUUAACGUUGUCUUUCUGGCAUAUAUCCUGUGAAGUAUGAUUGUUGUAAAGAUAAUUUAAUUUUGAUUCUUUUUUUUUUGUAGCUGGCCUACGUGAUUAUUGAAUUAAUUUAUUAAGAAUGACUGGUGAGGCGCAUUGUUCUUUUUAUUUUCAGGCAGCUUUAGAAAUGUUGUGACCUAUGAUUUCUCCUGAAAAGUAUUAUUUAAAGGAAGCACAAUGAAUUGGUGUGGGAAGAGGACAGUAUUUGUAUGCGAGAACAAAAGCAUUGUCAUAUCAUUGACUCUGCAGGGGACCAUUCAUCAUUUGCAUCAUCGCUGCGGACAAAGUAUUGAUUAUACAGACUUUACAUCAGUAAUUAGUAACACCAAGUGUUCCUAAAUCUUUUUUUAAUAUAUCGAUAUAGCUUCUAUGAAAUCACCUCUGUUUCAAACCAAAGGUCAAGUGACUGUCACAGCAGCAGAAGUGAGACUUCAAACCUGAAGACUUAAGUUCUGCCGAUUCCCGAACUUCUGCAGUGAUUCCCUUCCUCUCAUUUAUAGUCAAAAGUACCCGUUACUUACAUCUGAAUAUCAGUGCAUCUGUCUCCAACUGUGGACAUCAUGUCGCCUCAUCCCAUGCACCAAGCAUCUGUUUCUUUGUGGUUAUCAUUUCCGACUCCCUCAUCUUGUUGAAUGGCAUUACGAUCAACCAAUCCUGUCCGUUUCCUGUAUUAUCCAGUGUACAGUGCAACGGGUAUCUGGGAGAAUAAAAUCAGAGCAAACAACUGCAUGGAAUAAAUGCUGAUGUACUGUACCCAAA
This is a messenger RNA of Pleuronectes platessa (European plaice), 6717 nucleotides long. RefSeq names its product mitogen-activated protein kinase kinase kinase 13 (gene map3k13). Gene Ontology annotation, molecular function: ATP binding; JUN kinase kinase kinase activity. The coding region runs from base 414 to 3446 and encodes 1010 amino acids. Gene Ontology annotation, biological process: JNK cascade; protein autophosphorylation. The record is from RefSeq and is a predicted model, not a curated record. NCBI's taxonomy places the organism in Eukaryota, Metazoa, Chordata, Actinopteri, Pleuronectiformes, Pleuronectidae. The transcript is spliced from 16 exons.